Molecule: messenger RNA, 2048 nt
Organism: Odobenus rosmarus divergens (Pacific walrus)
Lineage: Eukaryota; Metazoa; Chordata; Mammalia; Carnivora; Odobenidae
Gene: FAM20C
Product: family with sequence similarity 20, member C
Exons: 10
Coding region: 249-2006 (585 amino acids)
Biological process (GO): protein phosphorylation
Cellular component (GO): Golgi apparatus
Molecular function (GO): protein serine/threonine kinase activity
Source: RefSeq, a predicted model, not a curated record
GCGGCCACUCCGGAGAGGCGAGAGGGAACGGCCCCGAAAUGGCCCGGCGAGCGGGCUCUUUGGCGGUGGGCGCCCUACACGUGGUGCGGGCCGGGGGACAGCCCUGGAGCUGGUAGCUGUCCGACGCCGGAUGGACCUUGACCUGUGCCUCGGCACUGCGUUCGUGCCAAGCCAAGACUAGCCGGGGCACGGGAGGAGCGCGCUCUAGGAGGUCGCCCGGAGCCCAGGCCGCGCUCGCCGGCGCGGCCAUGAAGAUGAUCCUGGUGCGCAGGUUCCGCGUGCUCAUCCUGAUGGUGUUCCUGGUGGCCUGCGCGCUGCACAUCGUGCUGGACUUGCUGCCCAAACUGGAGCGGCGCGCCGUGCGGCCCUCGGGGGAACCUGGUUGCUCGUGCGCGCAACCCGCGGUCGAGGCGGCGGCGCCUGGCUGGGCCAAGGCGCGGGGCCGCCCCGGGGAGCCCCCGGCCGCCUCGUCCGCAGCGGGCGACGCAGGCUGGCCCAACAAACACACGCUGCGUAUCCUGCAGGACUUUAGCUCCGACCCUUCCUCCAACCUCACAUCCCACUCGCUGGAGAAACUGCCGGCCGCAGCCGAACCGGCCGAAGGCGCCUUGCAGGGGCAGGAACCCGGCAGUCCCCGGCCCCGCGAUCCCGCGCACCGGCCACUGCUCCGAGAUCCCGGACCCCGUCGGUCGGCGCCGCCCCCUGGCCCGAGCGGGGAGAGCUCUCUCCUGGCUAGGCUGUUUGAACACCCACUCUACCAGGUGUCGGUUCCACCGCUGUCGGAGGACGACGUCCUCUUCAAUGUGAACAGCGACAUCAGGUUCAACCCCAAGGCGGCAGCUGAGAAUCCUGACUGGCCACGUGAAGGCGCUGAAAAUGAAGAAUUCUUGCCCACGGGGGAGGUGGCAGUGGACUCCUACCCCAACUGGCUUAAGUUCCACGUCGGCAUUAACCGGUAUGAACUCUACUCCAGACAUAACCCAGCAAUCGAAGCCCUCCUGCAUGACCUCGGUGCUCAGAAGAUAACCAGUGUCGCCAUGAAGUCGGGGGGCACGCAGCUCAAGCUCAUCAUGACGUUCCAGAAUUAUGGCCAAGCACUGUUCAAACCCAUGAAGCAAACGAGGGAGCAGGAGACACCCCCUGACUUCUUUUAUUUCUCUGACUAUGAGAGGCACAACGCAGAGAUCGCUGCCUUCCACCUGGACAGGAUCCUGGACUUCCGCCGGGUCCCCCCAGUGGCCGGCAGGAUGGUCAACAUGACCAAGGAGAUCCGGGAUGUGACAAGGGACAAGAAGCUGUGGAGAACCUUCUUCAUCUCCCCAGCCAACAACAUCUGCUUCUAUGGCGAGUGUUCCUACUACUGCUCCACGGAACAUGCCCUGUGCGGGAAGCCGGACCAGAUAGAGGGCUCGCUGGCGGCCUUCCUGCCAGACCUGUCCCUGGCCAAGAGGAAGACGUGGCGGAACCCCUGGCGGCGCUCGUACCACAAGCGCAAGAAGGCAGAGUGGGAAGUGGACCCCGACUACUGUGAGGAGGUGAAGCAGACACCCCCCUAUGACAGCAGCCAUCGUGUCCUGGACAUCAUGGACAUGACCAUUUUUGACUUCCUCAUGGGGAACAUGGACCGCCACCACUAUGAGACUUUUGAGAAGUUUGGGAACGAGACAUUUAUCAUCCACUUAGACAAUGGAAGAGGGUUUGGGAAAUAUUCCCAUGAUGAGCUGUCCAUUCUGGUGCCUUUACAGCAAUGCUGCAGGGUCAGGAAGUCCACCUACCUUCGGCUGCAGCUCCUGGCCAAGGAGGAGUACCGGCUGAGCCUGAUGAUGGCGGAGUCCCUGCACAAGGACCGGGUGGCCCCCAUCCUGUACCGGCCACACCUAGAGGCCCUGGACCGGCGGCUGCGCAUCGUGCUGCAGGCCAUCAGGGACUGCGUGGAGAAGGAUGGGCCCCACAGCGUGGUGGAGGAUGACCUGGACCCUGAGCACAGAGUCCCCCCCGGCAGGUAGUGACCGAGAGCCGCCGGCCUGCCAUGGAGGAGGGACAGGCGC